Oncorhynchus kisutch (coho salmon) is the source of this 4379-nucleotide messenger RNA. RefSeq names its product ubiquitin carboxyl-terminal hydrolase MINDY-1. Gene Ontology annotation, biological process: protein K48-linked deubiquitination. Lineage: Eukaryota; Metazoa; Chordata; Actinopteri; Salmoniformes; Salmonidae. Gene Ontology annotation, cellular component: cytosol; cell periphery. Bases 1122 to 2801 code for a protein of 559 amino acids. The transcript is spliced from 10 exons. The record is from RefSeq and is a predicted model, not a curated record. Gene Ontology annotation, molecular function: cysteine-type deubiquitinase activity; K48-linked deubiquitinase activity; cysteine-type carboxypeptidase activity.
UUUACAGACUGUGGUAGAGGAAGUGGAGUAAGCGAAGUCAAGAUUGCGAAGAGACCGUGGAAUGUAAAUAUCAUGCCCGUUGUCAGCCAGCGAAGCUCGUUAAUGUGGACAAGUCGGUCAGUAUCUUUUCGUAAAAAUCUCGAUUUGCUCUUGAUUGGACCAACACCUGUCUAAAUUUCACGACGUUUUUGCCAAUUUACGCUGUCAACUGGCUUUGAUGGUCUGGUACAAUUUAAGAGUAUGGUUACUCGCAUUCUGGGACAACGUUAAGAUGACAACCAUGCCGCGUUAAUAUCCUAAAAACCUACGAGUCAUUCAUGUCACAAGACAAGGGGCAAGCUUGACUAGCGCCAUCCCGCUCUUCACUUGUUUUCGCUGUAGCUUUUCUGUCAGUCUUCAAUUGGUAUAUUCCCUUGUAUCGUCAGGAAGAGCACAACUUUUAUAACUAGUUAGAUAAGUUUUGCAUCCCCCCAAAGAUAACUUUGCUCUAGUUUGCAGCUGUAGCUUGCCAGAAGCUAUCAAACCAAACCUAUUUGACAGGGAGCUGCAGGUAUCUUACUCUAUAACGUUAAUGGACAGCGGCAGUGCUGAAAAUGAUCUAUAAGAUAUUUGUUGUUAAAGUUUAAAUGUGUGUAUAUAUAUUUUGUGUAAAGAUCAUUAUUUAUUUUUUGUUGGAGGAAAGCUUGUAGUUUUACACUUGCACUAAAUUUACCAGAAGCCCAUGUGCAAUGUCGAAAAGAUAGCCUAUUUGUUAUGACAUCCACACUUGAACUGAAAGAAAAUGUGCAAGUAGAUAUUUAAGGCCGUAUGAAAUCGACUCUCUCUUAGUCUGUAUGACAUAAAACAGACAGAGUGACUGUGGAUUCUGCUGUAGCCAUCCAUCAACCCCGUCUUGCAAACUAAGGACACUGUUACUCAGGAAUGCCAGGGAACUGAUCAUCAAGAUUUCCUUCAAGGUUCACCUAUAAGGUCACUGCCAACUUUUAAAUCUGUGAAUAUACUUAAUGUAAAGGGCUGAGUUUGUUUUUCUAUUCGUAUAUAACCUAAGCCUGAAGUAGUCUUUACCGACGACUUGGCCUUAUUUUCAGUUGAUUAAGUGCUACAUUGAACAUUGCCCAGUUAUGGCGGAUUCUGGCACAGAGAUAGUUGGAGGAGAUCUCCUGAGCGUUGUCAAAGAUGACUGCUCUCUGACAGAGGCCAUUUCUAAAGAGGGCGGCCUUACAGCAGGAUCGUCUGCGGCUAAAGAAAUCCACGAAGCAGAGCCCUUGGACCAUGAAGACUCCACCAAAGACCCAUCAGUUAAGACUCCAAUUAUGGAAGCAGAAGGUUUUGACGGAUACAGGGAAACCUCACUCACACCAACCACCACGUGUGCGGCCAUGUCUGAAAACGGCACGACAGAAGACGCUCGAUCCACCCUGCAGAGCCAAACUCUGACAGAAGGGAACGGGGAGAGCUCAGAGGCCACAUUUGGAAGGUCGGACGAGUAUAGCCAGUCAGCAACCACCGACUCUGCCUCCUUCUCCAUCCCCAGCCUAGAGUUCUUCGAGGGCAACAACGGGAACGACGAGCCAUUGUCCUCCUACUCUGCCCUGGGCGUCGAGGGCAGCUCCCUGUCUGCCGACGUCCCCUGCCUGGCCGACGAUGUCCUGGCUGGCGUCGCUGCUGCCGCAGCCACAGGAGGGGCCACCGCCGCGGACCUAGAGCCCAUGAUGCCGGCCUACUACUUUGUGAAGUGGAUCACCUGGAAAGAGAAGAAGACCCCCAUCAUCACACAGAGUGAGAACGGGCCCUGUCCCCUGCUCGCCAUCAUGAACACCCUGUUUCUGCGCUGGAAGGCCAAGCUACCUGCCCAGACAGAAGUUAUCACCACAGAGGACCUGAUGGCUCACCUUGGAGAGUGUGUAUUGUCCAUCAAACCCAGGGAGAAGGCUGAGGGAAUGGAGCUCAACUUUCAGCAGAACAUGAGCGAUGCCAUGGCAGUCCUGCCAAAGCUGUCCACGGGCCUUGAUGUCAACGUGCGCUUCACGGGCGUGUCAGACUUUGAGUACACUCCAGAGUGUAUCGCCUUUGACCUGCUGGACAUCCCACUCUACCAUGGCUGGCUGGUGGACCCUCAGAGCCCUGAGAUGGUGGCAGCGGUGGGAAAGCUAAGUUACAACCAGCUGGUAGAGAAGAUUAUUGACUACAAGCAUUCGGCCAACAGCAGCCGUGUCAGUGAAGGUUUGGUGGCAGAGCAGUUUCUGGAGUCCACAGCGACCCAGCUGUCGUAUCAUGGACUUUGUGAACUCAACACUACAGUCAAGGAGGGCGAGCUGUCUGUGUUUUUCAGAAACAACCACUUUAGCACUAUGAUAAAGCACAAGGGCCACCUGUACCUGCUGGUGACAGACCAGGGCUUCCUGCAGGAGGGGGGGCUGGUGUGGGAGAGCCUGCACAAUGUGGAGGGUGACGGCAACUUCUGCGACUCAGACUUCCGCCUGUGCCACCCGCCCCAGAGGAGCGUCCCCGUGACACAGCCCGAAGACCUCACGCCCCAGCAGCAGCAGAGACAGAUCGACCAGGACUACCUGGUGGCCAUGUCUCUGCAGCAGCAGCAGGGGGUGGCCCCGGGGCCCCUCAGUGACCUGGACCUGGCCAGACAGCUGCAGGAGGAGGAGUACCAGCAGCAGCAGCAACAACAACAAGAAGGAGGUCCCUCCCAGGCCCCAGCACAGCAGGUGAGAGGUCAAGCGGCGGCCCAGCCGGGAGGUUCGAGGAGACGGGAGAAAAAGGAUGAUUCGGACUGUGCCAUAUUAUAGCGGCAUCUAACCUUACCCUAGUCUCCAUGAUCUCCCUAUGAUUUUAGCCUGCCCUUCUUUGCAUUAAGCCAACCCCUAACACACACACACACACACAUACAUAUAUAUAUAUAACACACACACACACAGAGAGUUAGGGGAUUGUGCCCCUGCCACCUCAAUGCCAAACCCACCCCUCACACGGUUUCCUUUGAACAUCCAGGCCAGAAGGUGGCAGUACUAGUCACGCUUCGCAAAACCAUAGAAUAGAAUAGAAAUGUCAAUUGAGGCACCAGACAGGAAAUCCUUUGCAGUUGGUGGGUUGCAGCAGCUGAGUUGUCCAAGACCCAUUACAACCCAGGUAGAGUCAUGAAACACAUCUGUAACAAAUGUGUAAAGAAAGCUAAGAUCUAAAUUAAAGGACAGUCACUACAGCUCAGACCAGAUGAUGUAUCUUAAAAUGGAUAAUGCAGCUUUUUAAAUUGUGUAUCGGAGAUGCAAAAAUGCACAAAGACGACCCCCCCCCCCUCCCCUUCUCUGCUACACUCUUUUGCCAUCCUCACAGCCUUAGAAAGCCCGGUUUUUAAGUGAACUCUGGGGAAGUCGCCAUCUGCAUUUACGCCAUGAUGGAAACUCGAGUACAUUCCUGUCCUAUACAGAACGGUGCACAGUUAUGCCUGGCUCGAGGGCCCGAGACGAGGAUUCUGCGAGCCCAAACAAAGAUAUGGCUUUGAGGGCUGAGUUCCCAAAGGUCCUAUCUGCUAGACUAAGCAUUGGCCUUACUUUCCCUGUCCGAUAGUGUACUGUGCUGUAGUUAGUAGCAGGGAGGAAUUAUGCAAAAGGUGAAUGGAUAAGGACAGUGAAGGUGUUCUUCUGGAGCAUCUGUUAUGGACGACUUAAGACCAGUAGGGGGCGGUGUUAAAGAUAAUUAUAUGGGAGUAAGAGAAGUCCCAUUAAAGGUCCAAUGCAGCUGUUUUUUUAAUCUCCAUUUAAAAUAGUUUCUGGGUAACAAUUGAAGUACCUUACUGUGAUUUGUUUUCAAUUCAAAUGGUCAAAAAGAAACAAAUAGCUUCUUAGCAAAGAGCCAUUUCUCAAGCAAGAAUUUUGUUAGGACUGUCUUGAGUGGGGAGGGGAAAACUAGCUGUUAUUGACAGAGCGGUUUGGAGGUUUGAUGUCACCAGGCAAGCCAAAACUUUCUCAUCACAGAAUGACAUUUCAGGCGGUCUUUUCAAAUACCCCUUAUUACUAAAACGGCGUUAUAAUCUUUCAGAAUUUCACAAUAUUAUUCCAACCUCAGUGUGGAAAUAUAACACAGGAAAAGCACGUUGACUGCACUAGAUUAAGCAAACCUGGCACUUGAACCAACUAUAAGAAGUCUACAUUUGAUUUACAGUACUUAGGAACAAAGGCCAGUUCAGGCGGUUGCUGCAGUUUUGCAAAGGUCAGAUAUACAAGCCCUUUUGAAGUAGCUUCAGGGUGGAGGGGCUUUUAGCAACGCUACAGUACUAGACCACACCUUGACGCCAAGUCUUAAUCUUUGCCACUUCUUCAUUUGUAUUUAAUUUUUCAUGUCAGUAAAGGAAAAUCUAAACAAACUGU